Molecule: messenger RNA, 639 nt
Organism: Lolium perenne
Lineage: Eukaryota; Viridiplantae; Streptophyta; Magnoliopsida; Poales; Poaceae
Source: RefSeq, a predicted model, not a curated record
AAGCAAACAAAGAGGAUAUAUACUUUCCCUACAACUUCAAGUGAGUGUUAUAACAUACAUUAUGCUUGUGCAGCUUCCACUUUAUUCUCGUAAUCAUUGAGCUAUGCUUGUGCAGCUUCCACUUUAUUCUCCUAAUCAUUGAUCUUAAGAAAGGAGUCGUAAAUGUCAUGGACUCGAAACGUAAAGAACAUGCGGAAUGGGCGGACAUGGCUGCCAUCCUCCAGAGGGCUUGGAAACAGUUCAUCAAUACUGUUCCGGGUAAAUGGAAACCGGAGCUUACAUUUAAAGAUUACCCUUGUAUGAGGCAGGAAUCCGGGAAUAACUUAUGUGGAUACUACGUCUGCGACUUCAUUCGUGAGAUGGCAAGUCACAGGGAUGCGGAGGACGCUAUACACCACACUCGUAUGAUACGCCUGCGGGACUCUCUCAUAACGGAGGAUCGCAUACGAGCAAUUCAAGAGGAACUCGCGGGAUUCUUUCUUAACGAGGCCCUUGCCCCAAAUGGAGAGUACUAUCGGCAGUUCGUAGAUCUUGAACGACGUAGUGGUCACGCAUUAUUGUGGGAAUAGAUUUAGUAAAGAGGUCCGACUUUAUAUUAUAAAUAUGCAUACAUUACAUGUACCGUUGACGAUGUCUAUA